Molecule: messenger RNA, 1067 nt
Organism: Pieris napi
Lineage: Eukaryota; Metazoa; Arthropoda; Insecta; Lepidoptera; Pieridae
Exons: 1
Coding region: 51-845 (264 amino acids)
Molecular function (GO): oxidoreductase activity
Source: RefSeq, a predicted model, not a curated record
AUCUUCAUAUCCGACAGUCUCUCGUUGCAAACCAUAGCUUCGAGUGUAAAAUGAGUUUUAAAUCUAAAGUCGUAAUUGUCACGGGUGCGAGCUCUGGAAUUGGGGCCCAUAUAGUCACAGCUUUUGCCAAAGAGGGCGCCAACGUCGUUUUAGUAGCACGAAAUGAAGAAAGAUUAAAAAAAGUCGCUAAAGAUUGCGAAGGCUUCGGCUGCGAACCACUCAUCGUUAUAGCAGAUAUCACAAACGACGAUGAAGGGAAAAACGUAAUCGCUAAGACAAUUGAGAAAUUCGGACGACUGGAUGUGCUAGUUAAUAGCGCUGGUAUAUUGCGAACAGGUCUGCUCGAGAAAGGAGACAUUAUGGAAGUCUUCGACGAGGUUAUGAAGAUAAACGUGAGGGCUGCUGUAAAUUUGAUGAAGUUUGCUACUCCACACUUGAUUAAAACUAAGGGCAAUAUAAUCAGUAUUUCGAGCAUAGGUGGACAGCAGGUGUUUGCAGAAUUCACGGCCUCCUACUCAACAUCAAAGGCUGCACUUGACAUGUUCUCUCGUGGUGCUGCUGUUGAACUUGGUAAACAUGGCGUAAGAGUGAAUGUUGUUAGUCCUGGAGGUGUAUUAGGAACUAAUUUAUUGGCCAAUGCUGGCUUUGAUCCAAAAUUAACACCUGAUGAUGUCGCAUUUAGAUCUCUUCUAGGCAGAUGGAGUGAACUACAAGAGAUUGCUGAUAUAGUUUUGUUCCUAGCAAGUGAUAAAGCCAAGGGAGUCACAGGUAGCAACUAUGUGUGCGAUAAUGGUUACCUAAACGUUAAACAUUGUUUUAAAAAUGGUAUGUUGAAUUCAAAAUAAAUAUUAGAACAAGUAAUAGGAAGACUUAAUAUUCUUAACAGCAAAAUUAACUGAGUCACCGACGUUAUGAAGCACCAUUACGUUAUACGUUUUAAAUUAGGAUCUUAUUUAAUGGAGCUGAUAGUGUGUGUAUGUAACAUAGAUCAUUAAUAAUAACUAAUUAUACCUAACAUUGUAAACUAUGAUAUGAUAAUAUAAUUAAAACUAAAUUAUUUUAUUAAA